UCCAUAAAAGAGAAGUCCUGCACCCUCUCCUUCCCUCCUCACACUCUAACCAAAGCUCUCUCUUUUCCAUCUCAACAAGAAGCAAAGCCCAUGAAGGCUACACUGCUUGAGAAAUCACCACCCAAAGAGGAGGAAGGUGGUGAAGGGGGAGGGGGAGAAAGGGUUCAUGAAGAUAGAGCUAAGGAAACAGCUAAUGGAUUCCAAAGCCACUUGGAGCUAAGGCUUGGUUUCUCCUUGAACAAUGGGUUUGAGCCUGGUGAAGGGGAAGGUGGUGGUGGUGGUGGAGGCCGAAGCACAACGUUCCGAGCCCCUCAAGAUGGACAUGGCACACACCAGAGGAGUGGUAUGGGGAUUGGAGGUUCCAAGAGAUGUUUCUCCGAGACUACUAGUGGUUUUGUCCACCCUUGGAGUCUGGCAGCCCGGCAAGAGAAGGCAGCUCUCGAGCAAGCCCAUAAAAAGACUAGUGUCCUAAGGGCUACAAAUCCUUCACCAUCAGUUGUAGGCUGGCCUCCAAUUCGCGCAUUUAGGAGGAAUUUGGGGCUUCCACAAGCAUCAAAGUCUGCUAUGGAUUCAGAAAAGGAUACCAAGAAAAUGAAACCAGUGGAGGGAGAGAACACGAGCAACGAGCCUGUAGCAAGGCAAACAAUGUUUGUGAAGGUGAAUAUGGAAGGCUAUGCAGUUGGAAGAAAAAUUGACUUAAAGGUUCAUGAUAGCUAUGAAUCGCUCUCUCAAGCCCUUCAGAAAAUGUUUCAUAACUUUUUGAUGGCUGAUUACUCGAAGAAAUCAAAGGAAGAUGGAGAAGAAGAGAUUGUUACUCCUAGUUAUAUUCUUCUUUAUGAGGACAAUGAAGGAGAUCGAAUGCUUGUGGGCGAUGUACCUUGGGAGAUGUUCAUCAAUACAGUGAAAAGGCUAUAUAUUGCACAAGAUCCUAGGACACAAAAAUGUGGUCGAGUACAUUUGAACCUUCUGGAGAAAACAACUAAAGAGGGGAUGACUUGUCUGAUCAAAGAGACCAGGGAGAGAAGUUGCUUAUGGAAUUAGUUGAUAAGGAGAUGUUGCAUCCUUCCUACCUCUAGGGUGGUUGAUUACAAGAGAACAGUGAUAAAUAGAGUUUACAAUUGAAUGUGAUGUUGAUGUAAGAUAUUUUCUUAUGUCAUGGCAGUGUAAUUUAUAUGGCUUCUUCAAUGUAGAGUAACUAAAAGAACCAUGAGCUAAUGUUUUGGAAGUUAAUAUGGUUUCUAGA
Phoenix dactylifera (date palm) is the source of this 1243-nucleotide messenger RNA. Its product is annotated as auxin-responsive protein IAA25-like. The record is from RefSeq and is a predicted model, not a curated record. NCBI's taxonomy places the organism in Eukaryota, Viridiplantae, Streptophyta, Magnoliopsida, Arecales, Arecaceae. Gene Ontology annotation, biological process: regulation of DNA-templated transcription. Gene Ontology annotation, cellular component: nucleus.